Molecule: messenger RNA, 510 nt
Organism: Lachancea fermentati
Lineage: Eukaryota; Fungi; Ascomycota; Saccharomycetes; Saccharomycetales; Saccharomycetaceae
Source: the annotation of a GenBank genome assembly
AUGCCAGCUACACUAGAUUUACGUGAAGAACUUACGUUUUACAAAAGAUAUCAUAAGCAGCGUGCAAAUGUGAUUAUCCAUAUGAUAUUUGUACCAACGAUUCUGUAUUCUGGUAUGGUGAUUUUACACCAAGUCAAGCUGUACAAAGGGUACACUCUGACACACUUCCUCGCAGUACUCUUCGUAAUGUACUAUGUUGCGCUGAGUCGGCGAGUUGGGUCGCUAUUGUCGUGCAUUCUGGUCGCGACCCUGCAUGGUAUCGACACGGGUUCGCUUUCGGUUUCUCCACGCACUGCAUACAUGCUGUUCGUGCUCGGAUGGAUAUUUCAGUUUAUUGGGCAUGGCUAUUUUGAAGGCAGGAAGCCCGCACUUCUCGACAGCUUUGUGCAGAGUCUGGUCACUGCACCACUCUUCAUACUAUUUGAGGUGUUAUUUCACCUUGGAUUCUAUCCUGACCUAAACGCAGAGCUCCAGAGACGGAUUGAUGGUGAAAAGAAGCCGGGUCUAUGA